UUGACAUUUACAGUUGCCGGCUUACGUGUUGCUGUUUAACUGUGUUUUACUGUUUCUGUUCUCAAAAACCAAGAUUAAUCCUAUAUUCUGACACCUUUAUCUUACAAACAAAACCUUAAUUAAAACUACAUAAAAAUGGCGGUGAAUAGUGCGACUUCCUUCAUAUUAUCGUCUAUUUUAGCUUUACUGAUAUUCUCUGGAAUGCAAAUGUACAAACCACUGAUUGUAAAAUCUCCAAUAAUGAUUAUAUUUGGAGGUUACCUCGGAUCGGUGAUGUUUAUGUUUUUCGUAACUGCCGUUGGUAAUUUAGAAGCCACAUUAUUCGGCAAAAACUUCCAAUUGAAGCUUCCAGAAAUCGUACUGUCCAUGGGAGUGUCAUUAGUUGCAGCUGGUAUGGUGCAUAGAAUUUGUUUCACAACAUGCUUGAUAUUUUCAUUGAUAACUAUUUAUUACAUGAAUAAGUUAUCACAGAAAACUUACAGCACUACAGUGCCAGCGGCAGCACCCGUCAAGAGUCGUCGUCACAAGUAAUUUCAUGUACCUACUGAAUAAAAUGAAAUUAUCAUUGUCACAAUAAAUUUCUUAUACUUUAUUUUA
Messenger RNA from Ostrinia nubilalis (European corn borer), 597 nucleotides. Its product is annotated as protein KRTCAP2 homolog. The record is from RefSeq and is a predicted model, not a curated record. Bases 136 to 531 code for a protein of 131 amino acids. The transcript has 4 exons. Lineage: Eukaryota; Metazoa; Arthropoda; Insecta; Lepidoptera; Crambidae.